GCGUACGACAAAUAAAAAACCCGACCCCCGAUUCGAGCGACCGCGCCUCCCACCGAUGAAUCCGCCGCCUCCCCGCCGCCGGCCGACAUCCUCCGCCACGCCACCCUUCGUCGCGUCGUCCUGCCCGCACCCUGGUCUGCCUCCUCUCCGCCACGCCCUCUUCCCUGCGCCGUCCGACUCCUCCGCGCGCGGUUCGCCGACACCGAGGCCCAGGCCGCCGCGCUCCGAGCCUGCGCCGGCCGGCUCAUGCGCGCGCCGCCGACCGCGACCGGCUGCUCAACACGCUCCUCGCGGCCGCGGGCAACGACCAGGAGGAGGAGGACGCGCCGGAGGUGGGGCAACGUCAGAAUCAACGCGCUCGGAUCCAGCCGAGGAUUCGGCGACACGGACGCGGAGGCUCCGGCCGCGGCCGCCGCACUCCCUCCGGUCAUCACCUUCCUUCCAGAUGGCUUUCUCUGUUCAAUUGCUUAAUUUGGUUGUCUUUGUCUUACCUGAACUGCAAGGGAACCAACUUACAUGGCAUGAUGGAUGGAGAUAAGUAGAUGUUUUUUUGUUGUGUUCACAUGCUUUCUAAUAGUUUUGAGCAAUAGGCAUAAAUCUGUUAUAAUCAAUCAAAGACAGUGAGAAUGUUUGCUGAAAUCUUUAGAAGUGGGGAUCCUAUGAAUUGCUUUGAUUGAACGUCCAACGAUGAUCUCAUCUUAUAGUAACUCACUUUUGAAACAUUGUAUUGGUAGUUUUUAUCUUUACGAUUUUUCCUUCUGUACAUACUGGAUUGCAUUAUUUAGGACAUGAGACAGCGCUGCAAACAGCUCAUGAGAGUAGUUAGCAAAUGCAAAUCAUUGUAUAUUUUCAUUUAUGCUUCUCUUAAUAGAAAAUAGUACUAUUCUGGGGAAGGGCACCUGGCUGAGUUUCAAUAAAACUCUUCAGGUUUUGUAUGGUGAGAUUCUCUUUAUAAAACAAGAUUUGUAUUGGUGGUAGAUCGACAACAACUGACAAGGACUACCACGAUUAGAGCUACUCUUUGGCACCCAUGUUACAGUAUGAAGUCAAGCAGGCAACAAGGGAUCCGUGGGACGAGGCCAAGGUGUACGUGCGCAACCUUCCCUACGACGUUAGCAGCGAGCGCCUUGUGCAGCUCUUCGGGCAGGACGUCGUCGUCGAGGUCACCGUGUCGAUAUGUGGUAUUGGUGACAGAAGGUGCAUCACGCGCUUGGGUAUUUUCCUCCGCACGAGCAGGAUGAACCCAAGGCCCCUCCUGUGAAUCCCAUUGCUUACCAUUUUUCAUGAUUGAGAUCUUGGGAUUUAACAUUUUGUAUUUUCUUGUUUAUUUUCUUUUUCUUUUGGAGGAGAACAAGAUGCAGCUUGUGAUAUGUGAAUUUACAACUUUUGUUGAAUAAACAGAAUAUAUCAACUGUAAGUUGAUGUAUAGAAAAGUCAACCCUUGCAUAGAUUUUGUAUUAUAUAUAGUUAACUCAGUAUAGUUAACAUUUUUUCA
Triticum dicoccoides is the source of this 1495-nucleotide messenger RNA. RefSeq names its product 31 kDa ribonucleoprotein, chloroplastic-like. Gene Ontology annotation, molecular function: nucleic acid binding. The transcript has 5 exons. The record is from RefSeq and is a predicted model, not a curated record. The coding region runs from base 1031 to 1261 and encodes 76 amino acids. NCBI's taxonomy places the organism in Eukaryota, Viridiplantae, Streptophyta, Magnoliopsida, Poales, Poaceae.